This is a messenger RNA of Tachysurus fulvidraco (yellow catfish), 11387 nucleotides long. Its product is annotated as nucleosome-remodeling factor subunit BPTF. Gene Ontology annotation, biological process: regulation of transcription by RNA polymerase II. Gene Ontology annotation, molecular function: RNA polymerase II cis-regulatory region sequence-specific DNA binding; zinc ion binding. The record is from RefSeq and is a predicted model, not a curated record. Gene Ontology annotation, cellular component: NURF complex. NCBI's taxonomy places the organism in Eukaryota, Metazoa, Chordata, Actinopteri, Siluriformes, Bagridae. The transcript is spliced from 34 exons. The coding region runs from base 310 to 8175 and encodes 2621 amino acids.
ACAAAAUACCGCACGAGCUGGAGAAGGCCUUCUGCUGUUUUUAGUAGGGAAAGAGGGGAAGAAAAAUGGCGGCUGUGUGCGACCCGGAGCGGGACACCGGCCAUUCCGUUCGAGCUUUCGCCCGUUAAUCGAGUCCGCUGCUUGUGACGGACUUUUGGAAAGAAGUUUAUGGGAGGCUGGGCUCGGAGUUUAUUGAUAAUAUCGUGCUUUGGUGUGAUUUUCUUUCUGUACGACUCGUGGCGCGAAAUAAGGUUGUAAAUAAAGAGAAAACAGCAAUAAAAUAGUGUAACAUCCUUUUAUAAAAACAACAUGAGAGGAAGAAGAAGUAGACCAGCUGUAAGGGGACUGGUGCCGGAGGAGGCAGCGGUGCUGCGUGGAAGGCGAGGCAGCAGAGGCAGAGGCAGGGGUAGGGGCAGAGGCAGAGGGCUGUGGAUACUCGACUGUGUGCUGGAUGAGAACUACCAGCCAUCAAAAAGGGGGCGACGGAGAGGAAGCUCGUUACCAAGGGGCAGAGGAGGCAGAGGCAGCAGGGGCAAACGGGGAGGAAGAGGAAGAGGAGGAAGGCGCAAAACAUUGAGCAAAAUAAUUUACGACGACCACGAGAGCAGCAACGAGGAGGAAGACGACGUGGUGACUUUACACUCCGAGGAAGACGAGGACGACUUCUUCCGGCGAUCUGAAGAAGAUAAUGAAGAAGAGCAUUUAGAUGAUGAUGAUGAUGACGACGAUGGCUCUGAUUAUGUGGAGGAACCGCCGGACGAGGACGAGGACGACGCGAGCUGCAGCAGCACCUGCGGCGACACACCGGGCCGUAGGAGAACUCGUGUGCAUCGUCCAUGUUCCCCUGUCUUUGAGAAGGAGAAUGUCCCCUAUCUGGAACUCCCCAAGUCAUCCGAUGAUGUGCUGGUGCCAGCGACGCACCUCCUCACGGCAGCUUCCAUCUAUGAGGUGCUGCGGAACUUUAGCACGGUGUUGCGUCUCUCUCCUUUCCCCUUUGAGGACUUCUGCACAGCUCUGUCCGGACAGGAUCAGUGCACGCUGCUGGCCGAGACUCACAUCUCGCUCAUGAAGGCCAUCCUGCGUGAGGAGGACACGUCUAACACGAACUUCGGCCCAGCAGAUCUGAAGGACAGCGUGAACUCGACCCUUUAUUUUUUGGAUGGGAUGACGUGGCCCGAGGUGGUGCGGGCCUACUGCGAGAGUGAUCUCGAGUACCAGCAUCUUCUGAGCUUCCAGAACCAAGACAACUUCCCCUACGAACCUCUUGAGAGCAAGCUGAAAGUCCUACAGUUCCUGGUGGAUCAGUACUUGGCGACUAAUGUGGCACGGGAGGAGCUGAUGUCAGAGGGCGUGAUCACGUACGACGAUCACUGCCGCGUGUGCCAUCACCUUGGUGACUUGUUGUGCUGCGAGACAUGCUCUGCUGUCUAUCACCUGGAGUGCGUGAAGCCACCGCUGCUCCAGGUGCCCGAGGAGGAGUGGCAGUGUGAGGUGUGUGUAGCUCACCGGGUGCCAGGCGUGUUCGACAGUCUCACAGAGAGUCAGAAGACCCGCCCCUACAUCAGACACGAGCCAAUCGGAUUCGACCGUCACAGGAGGAAAUACUGGUUCCUAAACCGAAGGAUAAUAGUUGAGGAAGAUGGCGAGCACGAGGACAAGGCGAUCUGGUAUUACAGUACCAAGGUGCAGCUGGCGGAACUAUUAGAAGUGCUGGAUAAGACCUACUGGGAGAAACAGCUGUGGACCACACUGGAGGAACUGCGAGAUGAGAUCCACACACACAUGGACAUCACUGAGGAGCUCACUAACAAAGCCAGAGGCAAUAACAAGUCUUACCUCACUGCAGCUAACGAGGAGAUCCUGGAGCGAGUGAGAGCCAAGCAGGAGCAGGAGAUGGAGGAGGUGAAGAGAAAAGCCACAGAGGAGCUGCAGAAAUUUAAAAGGGAGGAAUCACAGGAACAGCUCUCUACCACUGAGGCCCCUGAUGACCAAUCCCUACAGGUCCAAACAGGCACUGAGGAGGACAACCCUGCAGCUGAGGCAUCCUGUGAUUCAGAGUCUCUGGGGACUUCUGUGUCCUCCAUGCCCCAGCUUGUGGGGCCUUCUGGCAGGUCAGCUGAGCUCAGUGAGCCCCAGAAAGGGAGCGGUCUGGAGGAGCUGCCCGAGACGACAGAUACAUCCUCGAGUUCAGGCGCCAGUGUUGAGGAAAGGCCUCCGUCCCCACAGACUGCUGAUGAGAACAGCAGUCUAAAAGGAGCAGACAGUCCGGAUGCUACAGAGAAAGCUUGUAUCUCCAGCCAGGAUGAGAAGGGUGAAGGGAAGGAGAAAGGAAGUGGUGAGAUGAUGACCGGGAUGCACGGGACAUUGGCAGCUACACGCAUGGUGACCCGCCUGCGCAACCCAGACAGCAAACUGAGUCAGCAAAAGAGCCAGAAGGUGGCAGCAGCACUCCAUGAGUCAUAUAGAGUGUUCAAGGAUGGAAAAGAAGUUCUGGUGAGCCAGCAAGCAGAAAUAGCCCGCCUCAAUUCACACAACACCAAAGACCUGGUCAUGAAAGGUUCCUUCUUCCGCCUGGGCCAGGAAGGCAAGUACCGUGCCUACCAGAACCAGUACAGCACUAACACUCUGGCGCUCAACAAGCAUCAGCAUAGAGAAGACCACGACAAGCGCAGACAUCUCUCACACAAGUUCUGCCUCACCCCUGCUGGAGACUUCAAAUGGAACGGCUCAGUUUAUGGCUCCAGGAUGAUCACCAUGUGCACACUGAGGCUCACUAUCAUCCAGUUGGAGAACAACAUCCCAGCACCAUUCCUGCACCCCAACUGGGACUCCCAUAGGGCAAACUGGAGCAAGGCUGUGCAGAUAUGCAACAAGGCACGAGAGUUUGCUUUGGCUUUAGCCAUCCUUGAGUGUGCCAUCAAACCAGUGGCCAUGCUGCCUGUGUGGAAGGACUCAUUGGGGCACACACAGCUGCACCGUAUGACAUCCAUUGAGCGGGAAGAGAAGGAGAAGGUGAGGAAGAGGGAGAAGAAACUGGAGGAAGAGGAGACCAUGCAGCAGGCCACUUGGGUCAAAUAUACCUUCCGUAUUAAACAUCAGGUUUGGAAACAGAAAGGAGAAGAGUACAGAGUGACUGGUUAUGGGGGCUGGUGUUGGAGAAGUAAGACUCGCGUCCAUCGAUUUGUUCCAAGACUUCCCGGGAACACCAACGCCAACUACCGGCAAGAGCGAGAGGCUGGCAAGAGCAUCAGUAAUACUGCAGACUCAACCCUUGUGAAAAGUCCUGAAAUGCCUGAGAGCAGAGCAAAGGAGGAUAAAAAACAGACAGAUGAAAUGAAAGAGGACGACAGGAAGAAGGACGUAGAGAUGAACAUUGAGGCAAAUACACCUGGUACUCAGAUGGAUGAUGGAAAAGGUUCAGGUGAUGCCCCUGUUAAGCAGGAACAGGAAGAACCCAAUCCUAUAUUUUACGACUUGGUCAACGUGAGUGAGGGCUUCCUGCUCCGCACAGCUUACAAGAAGAAGGUCAAUCCUGCCAAACUGGAUGAGCUGCUUGAGCACCGGGUCAAGCAACAAGUCAUCGAGGAAAGACAAAAGAAGUCAGCUAUUUGUACUAAUCCUAAAGUCGUGAUCCAAAGGCUCAAGUUUAAAAUGGAGCCACAUGGAGCGGUAGCGUGCAUUCAGCCAGAGGUUAAAUCAGACGCCAAGAAGAUUACAGGAACGCAGGAGGUAACCAAAGAGCCUGUUUUAUCUUUGGAGCAUUCUGAUAGCCAGGAAGCUGGGACAAAUGGGUCAACAGGUGAGUGUGAAGGACAAGUAGGGAUUGUAGGAGGUAGUAGCACACCCAACCAAACUCAGUCUUGUAUUCAAAAGACUACACCAUUUUUCCCAGGGGUCACAAGUAAGCAGUCUGUUGGUGUCAAUGAUACAAGCCUGAGUGAAAGUUGUACUGUUCUCCCAUCAUCUGGAAUCAGCAGUGAGCAAAAACUAUUUAACACGGUGAACCAGCAGUCAUUAGGAGAGAAUAGGGAUUGUUACAGGCACCAGGAGAGUAAAGGAAAUAGUUCACUUUUCUUGCAAAACAGCAGACAGGAUGUUAAGGAACCAGUUCCUGAGGGGACACUGACCAGUAGGGUGGUAAACAAAUUGAAUGACCGGACAAUGGAGGAGGAUAAGAAGGUGCUGUUGCUCAAGGACCCUCUGAAACCUUUAUUAAAUGGAGGUACUAUUCUGGGUGGGGAUCUCAAGAGAAUCAGCAACACGGAUGCCUCAGAUGGAAAUCUUGAGUAUCUUCCCCCACAGAAGGUUCCCCGUCUUGGCGUCACCGUUGAGGAUCUGGCACUGUCCUCUCCAACCAUCCCCAAAUCAGAACCUCCGUUAGAUCACAAAGAGCACAACAGCAUGGAAGCCAGGUUGGACGAGGAUGACAGAGUAUCCCAGGGGACAGUUGUUCCCUCUUCGGUGCUGUCCACGGAGGAGUCGAGUCUCAGCAACGAUUUUGUAGAGAGCACAUGCAGCAGGGAUUCUCACACAACAACGAUGGUUCCGCAAGUUACUACCACCAUAACUGCCACCACUAAAUCUCAGACAAUUUGCAGCAGUACAGUGAUGGAGAGCACUGUUUUUACCCUCACCACCACAACCAAACCAACGGUCAAACAGGAAACAAAAACCGCCAUGGCAUCUUCCUCAACAGAAAACUCAUCCCUGGUAGUCUCCAAGGCAGUAACACGGGUGCAGUCCACGCGAGAACGUGUGCAGCUCAUUCGCUUUUUUCAUACAAAGAAGGUUAGAUCUGAAACAGCUCUUCCAUCUUACUGCAAGUUUGAGACCAACAGCUCCAAGAAGAGCAUUUUCAUUCUUCCCGGCGAAGAGCUGAAGAAGCUGGCACGCAAGGGUGGCUUUAAGGAAGUGUCAGUUUUCAACUACAAUGCCAAACCCGCCCCAGAGUUCUGGCCCUAUCCAUCUCCCAGACCCACAUUUGGCAUCACCUGGAGGUAUCGUCUCCAGAAUGUGAAUUCUUUAGCAGGGGUGAGUCUGAUGUUGCGGCUUCUUUGGGCUUGUCUUCGCUGGGAAGACAUGGCCAUCAAACCUUCCUCUAAUGCUGGAACGACACGCACAGAAACAUCCGAGACGGACAUCACCACCACAGAGAUCAUCAAGCGCAGAGACGUCGGCUCCCGAGGUAUUCGGUCAGAAUACUGCAUAAGGAAGAUCAUCUGUCCUCUUGGGGUCCCUGAAACACCUAGAGCAGAGACGUGCACACCACAAAGGAAAGGCCUGCGCUCCAGUGCUCUCCGCCCCAAACGCCCUGAGCCGGGCAAGCAGGAUGGUCCGAUCAUCAUCGAAACUUGGGUGCCCGAAGAAGAUCUCCACUUGUGGGAAAUCCGAGCAUUUGCAGAGCGAGCGGAAAGGGAGAAAGCCCAGGCAGCAGAGCAGGCCAGGGUUAGUGCUCGGAGGAAAGCACUGGAGCUUCAGCAACAGAAACGCCAGGAACAAAAGCAACAAGCUGCGGCAGCCUCCACUCCCUCGGCCAACCCUGCCACCCCCAGCAAUCCCAAAACCACAGCAGGGUCCCUCACCAGCCAGGUCACACCCGGAACCAAAGUGGUACUGGCCACUAAGAUGGGCACGCCAGUAGCAUUCCAGCAAAAUAAAAACUUCCAACAAACAUUUGCUACCUGGGUCCAAGGUCAAGUGUCCAGCAGCACUGUUACCACCGUCUCCACGACGACGGGGCAAACCUUCCAGAUCUCAGGCAGUCCCGUGUCUGUAACAGGCAAAGUCAUCCCUCUUCCUGCCAACAGCAAGAUCUUCACACUCAGUGUGCCCAACAUGCAAGGAGGUGUACAGCAGAAAGUAGUUGGCAUCAUUCCAUCCGGUACUACAGGCAACCAGCAAACCAUCACCACACUGCAGCCCAACACAACUACAGUCAAUAUAGCAGCUAAGGCACAGGGAACAGUUACACAACAGGUGAUCACGACUGGUGGACAGCUAAGAACGGGGAUGACAGUUUUACGAACGCCUGCACAGCAAGGAGCUGCUCUAGGAAAGACCAUCCACAGAGCCCCAAUGGUGGUGCAGCAAGGUCAGGCUGGGAAGGUGGUGACCCAGAUCAUCCAAGGACAGCCUGGUAGCCCUGCAGGCAACACACAGAUCCGGGGCACAACCCCACAAACAACGGCCAGCCCCAGAGCAACACAGGGUCCGGUCAAACUAACCCUCGCUCAGCUCUCACAGCUCAGUCAGGGGACACAGAAGCAGCAGGGAGCAGCAGUGGAAAGCCAGCAGGGGGUCACAGUGAUGGUGCAGGGGCAGGGUCAGACAGCAGGUCAGCUGCAAGUCAUCCCUCAUGGUGUGACCGUGAUCCCAGCAGCUGGGCAGCAGCUCAUGCAGGCCGUCUUACCCAACGGCCAGGUGCAGCGUUUCCUCUUCACACCCACUGCUUCACCUUCAACACCAGGUCAAACUCAGCCUGUCCUCAAGACCUGCAUUCCCUCCCCUGCCCAGCCGGUGCAGGCUGGAGCCUUUGCCCCCCGCACGCCACCGAUGACUGACAAGGCCCAAAUGCCAAUCCAGUCUCCCACCCCUAUACAGGCAAAAGCUACAGUGAAUCAGAUGGCUGUAAAACAGCAGCAGGUGAGACCCCAGCUGCAGCUCCACCAGGGGGCCCAGGUCAUUGCAGUUUCAGGGUUGCAGUUCAAGCCAGAGCAGACUGUUAAACUCCAGUUGCCCAUACAGAUCCAGCAGCAGGCUGGUGCCACAUGCCAGGCAGGUCUAAAGUCUCAGCAGAUCCAGAAUGUGGUGACGUUACAGACAGCCAGUGUCCAGGAACAGCUCCAGAGGAUCCAGCAGCUCCGUGAGCAGCAGCAGCAAAAGAAACGGCAGCAGCAGGAGGCAAAGAAAGAGCAGCAGCAGCAGGCCAUCAGCCAGAGCGACCUGAUCCAAAAGCAGGUGGUGAUGAAGCAGAAUGCGGUGAUUGAGCAGCUGAAACAGAAGAAGACCAUGACGCCAACAGAACGAGAAGAGAACCAGAGGAUGAUCGUUUGUAACCAGGUGAUGAAGUUCAUCCUGGACAAGAUCGACAAGGACGAGAGGCAGGAAGCGAGGAAGAGGAAACGAGAGGAGACGGUAGCGCAGAAACACAGCAAGCAGAUGGCCAUGAAGCUCUCAGCCCUGCUCUUUAAACACAAAGAGCAGCUUAAAGCUGAGAUCCUGAAGAAGAGGGCACUGCUCGAUAGACAGCUGCAGCUGGAGGUGCAGGAGGAGUUGAGGCGAGAUUUAGAGAAGAUCUGUCAGGAAAGAGAACAAAUUCAACCUGCUGCCGAUUUCCAGAUCACAAGCACGACAUCGCCGACAACUUAUAAACGCAGAUAUGAGGAGGAGAUCGCUGCCAAAUCCAAGAAAAAGAUGAUCACAACUACCUCAAGAGAAACCAAGAAGGACACAAAGCUGUAUUGUAUCUGCAAGACACCGUACGACGAGACCAAGUUUUAUAUAGGCUGUGAUUUGUGCACCAACUGGUACCACGGUGACUGUGUGGGCAUCACAGAGAAGGAGGCAAAGAAGAUGGACGACUACAUCUGUGCGGAGUGUAAACAGGUGCAAGAGGGAACCACAGAAGAGCUCUACUGCAUCUGCAGAACUCCUUACGAUGAAGCUCAGUUCUACAUCGGCUGUGACCGCUGUCAGAACUGGUACCAUGGCCGCUGUGUGGGGAUCCUGCAGAGCGAGGCGACGUACAUCGACGAGUAUAUCUGCCCUCAGUGUCAAUCCACAGAGGACGCCAUGACCGUCCUCACACCCCUCACAGAGAAAGACUACGAGGGAUUACGAAGGAUCCUCCGCUCACUCCAGGCUCACAAAAUGGCGUGGCCCUUCCUGGAGCCGGUGGACCCCGAAGAUGCCCCUGAUUAUUAUAGAGUAAUAAAGGAGCCUAUGGACCUCUCGACGAUGGAGGAGCGACUGGUGAAUCGUCACUACAGUAAGCUGACUGAGUACGUAGCGGACAUGACCAGAAUCUUCGAUAACUGUCGAUACUACAACUCCAGCGACUCACCCUUCUAUCAGUGUGCAGAGGUGCUUGAGACCUUCUUCGUCCAGAAGCUUAAAGUUUUCAAAGCAAGCAGGUCUCAUAACAACAAAGUGCAGUCUACACCUUCCUAUUUAUAAGUUCUUUGGUAAUUCUGUACCCUGGGCAUUGGUUCUGCCAGUUGAGCUCCUGUUUCCCACAAUGCCUGGAAGACACUGUGCUGGAGAUCCUGCUCUUACAGGAAGCGUGAGAUCAGAGAUCAGUGACACAGGAUACAGACCGAACCAUUGUACAGCAGCAAUGGGAAGAAGAUCAAGAAGAUUGUAAAGAAAGAACACGGUCUGAGAUGUUUUCUUGCAGAUGAUGGAACAUCACCUGGGCAUGUACCAAACUAUCCACACUGAUCCUUUACAGUGUGCUAAAGCAGAACUUGGGCUAUGAUGCAGUGUUCCAAUGUACUCCAAAAUCGGGAUAUUUUAUAAUAAAAUAUUUCUAGUAGAAAUAGGUUUUUAAAUGCAUUCCACUUCUUCUUCCUCUUGAGGGAUAUGGUGAUGUUUUGCACUUGUCCAAAACCAGAAAUGUAGUUUUUCAUUACACACUGAAAAACAAGAACCAGCCCAAACAAGAACUAGUGGAACUUUGGCGCUUUUUUUUUUUUUGCCUCUACCACUCUGCCAUGACCAACAUGUACAAGAGGAGACUUGCUGUUAUUGGAAAAUAAUUUGUCAGAGAUAUAACCUUAUAACAGCACACUAUUGAGUGUUGUAUAUUUUAUGUAAUUUGCCAACUAUUGCUAUUUAUUUAUUAUUCAUACUUUGUACUGUUUACCAUCACAUUUAUUAUUGGAGUACAUAUGUGCUACAAGGUACCUUCCUGUUCUUAAAGCAGUCUCCUCAGUCUUAGACAUUUCCCAAAGACUUACAGACUGUUACAAAGUGCUGACAAUGGAGACUCCUUAGUUAAAUGUAACAACACCUUCUGACCAAUCGGAUUUAAGAAUUCAGCAGGGCUGUGGUCUAAACAACACACACGCCUUUGUUGGCACCUCUAAUGAGUUUUACGAUGUGCUGUUAAAUGAAACAAAUGACUCACAAAGUGUGAGCCUUGAAACCAUUCCGAAGCCUUAGUCCUGGUUACUGAAAACUGGUACUGGUGCUUUGCAAGUUGGGAAAAAGCCAUUUGUUUCCCAUUAAACUUUUAAUCGGUGCAUGUAGUGUGCAUCAGAACCUUCGGGAAAUCUAACCACAUGAGAUAAGAGGAUAUUUCAUGAAAGGUGGAAUAUUUUAUCUAGUAUUGGUAAGUAUGGAGAGCACAAAAAGGUUACAAAUCCAAACCAAAGUGAUUGUCAAAUACCCAGUUAUUUCUGUAAGAUCAACACUUGAGAUUCAUUUUAACUGAGAUCCAAGGUCAUUUCCUCAGGUUUGAAGUACAAUGGAACACAACAUCAUUUCUGUAUCAUUUAUACCAAACUUUUAAACAAGUGUCUGCCUGUUCCCAUCUUUGUCCAGUCUACAAACACUGUCACAAUAAUUAGUGGUCUAGAUAAUUUGAUCAUCAGAUGUUUAGAACAUCCAGAUCCAGUAUCACUCUCACAACUCCUGGACUUCAGAUGAAAACAGCCUGGAAAACAACCCAGUGCUUUAUUUCUAUUACAGACCAUGUGCCAGAAAAAUAUGUAUACUUGUUUAUAUAUAAAUAUAUAUAUAAUUUUCUAAAUAUAUAAAUGGUCUAUUUUUUAUGUAUUUAAUUAUUUUUCUGAGUGAAGCAAUUUACACUGAGGAGAAUUAAUGCAGAAAUGUUUAACAUUUAUAACUGAAGCUGUUUUGAACAGGGAAGGGAAAAAAAUUGCUAAACAAAUAAAUGGCGCAUGAACCCUAAAAGAUCUUCAGGUGGAUCUUCUGGAGACUGAUGAUACACUGAUGAUUUCUCGAAUACUCAUUUGAAGAGUCUUAUCGUGCCUGAAUGUGGCUGACUGACACCGUUUGUUUUACUGCUGUUUCAUUUUGACAACCUCUGGUUAUUUGUGGAACUUUUUAGUUACAUCUCUCUCACACUGGCACAUAGACACAGAAUUUAUUUCAAAGGAAUGCCCUAAAUGUAGUCAAUCAGUGAUACAAGGCUAAUGUAGCUAACAAGUAAACGAAGUCUACCUCACGCGAACACAAACCUUCAUCAGUAAUGUGGUUUAGUUGACAGUGUUGGCACUUAGGUUAAUCUCAAAAUGCAAAUAAACCUUCACCAUGAACAAAUGAACAUCACAUAUUGAUUAUAAUUAUUGACCUGAUGCAUUUCUCCUUUAAAUCACAGAAAUACAGGCUUUUCUGCUGUACUACAAAUUUCACUUCAUUUGUAUAACGCUUAAUAAUAGGCUGACAAAACAGCUUUACAGAAAUCUAUUUUAAAUCCUACAAACAAUGGAAGUCAAACUUGUAGUCAGUGUAAUACGAUAGACCUGUACUAUUUGAUAGCAAUAGCUUCCUAGCUUUAUUGAAAAACUAAAACAAAUUUCAGAUAUCAGAAAUAUAUCUUGACUGAUCGACUACAUUUGAGGAAAAGUGUGUGAGAAUACAGUGUGUGCCUGUGUAUGUGUGUGUGAGCUAAUAUGUUCAUUCACAUGUCUUCAUACUAUUCUAGAACUUGUCGCUGCAAUAUAUAAGGUUAAUAAUAGUUAGAAAGAUCUUAGGCAUUUUAUAUUUUGCAUUUUCUUUUUAUUUCUCAUUUAAAAAAAACUUUUUAGAUAUUUGAGAUGUAUUUUCACCUUAAUCAUUUGAGUUUUAUUUACUCACAAAUCUUCACAGGCAUAAAGAGUUUAAUUAAAGUAACGGAUAUGUGAUAGUCAUUGAACGUUAAUAGUAGUGGGAUUUCAUUUCAUGAACCAAUUCAGUAAACCUCGACAGGUGCCUGAUGAGUUAUCUUAAUGAAGUAAUUAGUAUUCCUAGCCACUUUCAUUCGUUCCCUUACAAAGCUAAUCAGAACUCUUUAUUCUGGUAGAUUUUUGAGUAAAUAGAAAUACAUUGGGCAUUUACGUUUUGGUUAAAUUAUCCUUUGGAUUAAAAUGCUGCAUAUUGUGGGAGUAAUGAAGGAAAAAGUUUGCUAGUUUUUUUUUUUUGGUUUUUUUUGUGUUGUUGUUUUUUAUUCCCCUAUAAAUGCAAACUGAGCCAGUCUUUUCUCAUCAUAAUAUACUGUACAGUUAAUUUAUCAUAUCUCUUGGAUGCUUCGUUUUAUAGUAAGUCAAAGAAAAGCUACAAGGAAUGUGGAAAAAAUAUGUUUUUAAUAGACUGCAUCAACAAAGAGAUCUUUUGUACUUUAUAGAACAUUUCCUGCUAGAUAAUAAAAAGAAAAAAUUAAUGAA